CCCACGGGGGCGGAGGUGGAACCCUUCGUCGGCCGGGAAAGCCCCGCCCAGGAGUCGCGCGGCGGCGGCGGCGGCUCUCGCGAGGCUCUCGCGCGCGGUGCUAGCGCGGGUCGGAGCGGCGCCAUUUUGGGAUCGAGGAGAGCGUGGGGCAGCGUGGAUUACAGCGAGCCUUGGAUGUUUGCAGCCUCUCGCUUGAGCUGGUAGGGUGGAAAGGAAAGGUGGAAACCGGCCCGCAGCGUUUGCUUCUCGUGAGAGGGGAGGAACAACCAGACCCUGUUGGCAUCGUUUGUUGCUUCGUUCUGGAGAAGCUCCUUGCAGCGCUCUGCGGGCAUCCGAGGAGGGAAGUGCACGCCUUAAGUCCUGAGCUUUUUCAUUCUGUCACCUUUGAACGCUUUUGUCCAUGGAUACCUGUCUAAAUCUAUCGAGUUCCGAAUUCUUCGCCUGUCAAAAGCUCCAAAAAUAAAGCGCUUUCUUGCUUUUAGACACUUCUAGGCAGCAUUCUGUCUCGGUCACAGGUGGAACUGGCGCUGUUCCCUGGCUCCAGGCUUAACGCAGCCUGAGUCACUGCGCAGACACUGCUGACAAGUUUCAUGGCAGAUAUUCUUCGCCUGAUCUUACUUUUUAGUUUUUGUGACAGAACCUUCUGUCAUUUUGCAGUGAGGCCAACUUACUAAAUGAAGACUCUAAUUGACGUUUGUUUGUCAUUUUUUCUCUUCCGUUUUAUUUAAUAUUUUUGUUCAAAAAAUGUUGUUGCCAAUAAGCAAUAUGGAGGUAUCCAGAUAGCUGUUGUUUACAAAUGCCUCUGCUAACCGAAGCUGGGAAAUGUUCUACAGUUCGGAUGUGAAAUUUGGAUUUUCAGCUUCAGAGUUUGCGGUGUAAGACUUGUAUUUAUGUCACCUGGAGCUGAUGCUUCUUAGAGUUGUAUAUACGUGGAAUAAAUGAGAGAGGAAGCUGUCGGAGAAAAAAAACCCGCCUCUUAAGACAGACAGUUGGCAAGUUUUGGAAAUAGCCUUGCGGGAGAAAUCGGUAAGCAAGAAGGAUGGGUAGCUGAUUUCUGUGAGGUCAGAUCUACGUCAGACAGCUACAAAUGUAGUAUCAACCAGAACUCGGAGUAUUAUCUCAAGGAAAACAAACUGGAAAAAUACAAAUUACUCUGUAGUAGCACGUCGUGCGGUCCUCUUGGAUUAGGUUUGAAUUCAUCUGAACUGCUACUGCCUCAAAGAAAAUUAAGAUGGACAGAACAACUUAAUUCAAAACUGUGGCUCUUCUACAUAGAGUCUCAGUGUGGCUGGGAAUUGGCUGAAUGAACUGAGCCUCACCUGAGGGAACCAAAACAACAGAGUGACCUUCCUCAUUCCUGUAGUUGGGUUAAUCUGUGUUUUGCUUGAAAGCUGGAGGUGGACUUGCCAUGAGGUGCUGAGGCCUUGUUUCAUUGAUUCGGAGAGACUGGACCUAAAUGGCGCAGCAUGACUUUGCUCCAGCCUGGCUUAAUUUUCCUACCCCACCAUCAACAACUAAGUCAUCACUGAGCUUUGAGAAACAUUCUGAAAAUUUUUCGUGGACAGAGAAUCGUUAUGAAGCAACUCGGAGAAGACACAACUCUUCAGAUGGAUUUGAUCCUAACAUGGGACGGCCUAAUGGAGGACAUUUUGGGAGAAAAGAGAAGAAUGGUUGGCGUUCACAAGGCAGAAAUGGUACAGAAAAUAUAAACCAUCGUGCGGGCUAUCAUGGUGGAGGUUCCCGUGCUCGUACCAGCACUUUCCACUGUGGGAAAGGCCAAGGACUGCAUGAAAACAAUGUACCUGAUAAUGAAACUGGGAAAAAGGAAGACAAAGAAGUACCCAAACAGUUUGAGGCUGAGGAUUUUCCAUCUUUGAACCCUGAGUGUGAGAGGGAAACAAACCAGAAUAAAUCUUUCACUGCAGGUGUGUGGGAGUACCCUUUGAAUCCAAAAUCUAGAUCUCCAAGAAUGCUGGUCAUUAAAAAAGGGAGUACAAAAGAACUGCAGAUAUCUGGAUUCCCAGUAUUAGGAAGUCUUCAUUCACAACCAAUAAGGAAUGGAACUGGCACAAGUGUUUAUAAAGGAUUAGUUCCUAAACCUGUUAAUCCACCUUUAAAGCCUACACAGUGGAAAAUCCAAGCAAAAGAAAAUAAACUUGGGAAUCCAUUUCCUCAUGAAUCUGCAUAUGGUGUUGGCAAUUUCAGUCCUUUCAAAUCGACUGCGAAGCCAUUUACUGUAUCACAAAAUUCAGUGAAAGAGUGUAAUCGAUCAAAUUCUUCAUCUCCUGUUGACAAAGUUGGUCAACCUCGUUUAACAAAAUUGACAAGAAUGCGGACUGAUAAGAAGAGUGAAUUUUUGAAAGCAUUGAAACGAGAUAGAGUGGAAGAGGGUCAUGAAGAUGAGAAUCAUGCUGGGCAAGAGAAGGAUGAUGAAUCCUUUAACUUGCAUAACAGCAACAGCCCUCAUCAUGAGAGAGAUAUAAACCGGAACUUUGAAAAUGAAAUUCCACAAGAGAAUGGCAAUGAUUCAAUUACAUCUCAACAGAUCAUUCGAUCUUCAGGUUUCCCUCAGACAGUUGUUCUUUCAAGCUCACUUGAGGCAGAACAUAGGUUGUUAAAGGAGAUGGGCUGGCAGGAGGACAGUGAAAAUGAUGAAACAUGUGCUCCACUAACAGAGGAUGAGAUGAGGGAGUUCCGAGUCAUUAGUGAGCAGUUACAAAAAAAUGGUCUUCGGAAAAAUGGCAUUUUGAAAAAUGGCCUCAUCUGUGAUUUCAAAUUUAGCCCCUGGAAAAACAGCACUUUCAAACCUGCAGUGGAGAAUGAGGAUUCUGAGACAAGCAGCAGUGAUACAUCAGAUGAUGAUGAUGUGUGAAGACUUCUGUUACAUCUGUAGAAGCCCAUUCUGAUCUCAUGGAAGUUUGGGGAUGUGUUGUCCAAAAAAAAUUCCAAAUUUAUUUAGUAACAUGCCCGCUAGAGGAAGACUUACGUGACUUUUCUCUGAAGAAAGCCAGGAAUGUUGUGUCGGACGUGUUGAACAUUACUGUAAUUUCUUUGUAAAGGAAUGUUGUAGAAUGAGGACUUGAGUUGACCCAGCAUUGACUUUCUUCAUCACUGAAGCAUUCCUGACUAGCAAUGUGACAAUGUAACAAAUCAGACUUUCUCAUUUAAUAAUAAAAACAAAGAAUUGUGUAAUGUCUGGCAAAGCUUCUGUCUUAAAAUGUCGAAGUCCUUAACAGGGCAAAAAAGGCAGCUUGACACAGUGUUUUGCUUGCCAAGUCAUUUAUUGCUUACAGUGGAAAUCCUUGAGUCCAAUAUGUAGGCAAAAAGGGCAAUGUAGGAUGUUGGCUAAAAAAAGCAAAGUGCACUAAAACUCUUUUCCUUUAUUGUGCUGUUUUACUGUGCUGCUUCUUCCACACAUAACUGCUCUUUAGCCGUUUGUAGUGUAGUCAUUAAUGGCAAAAGACCCUGAUGUUAGUUCCAAAUUUCUAGAAUUAACCUUUAAAUGGAAAGCACGAGGUAUUGCGAAACCCAGUAUUCUCACAGUGAACACAUUUCUUUUGGGAAAAUAAGUACUUUGAUUUUACUAUUCAAAUGCAUAAAAAUGACACUGACUGGAUUUGUCCACUACAUGGAAAAUAAACUGAGUAUAGAGUAUUGUCUAAGUGCACAGCAUGAAGGGUAUUGUUUUUAACUCUGCUAAGUUUUAUUUGCAUUUAUGUUAAAUAUACAUACUGUGGCAGCAGUGACUGCAUAAAAAUAUUUUUACCACCAGAUCUUGCUUUUAUAGCAACAGAAGUAUAUCUAUGCAGUAAGUGUCUCUUUUGCUUAUUUUGUGUCAAACUUUUGUGUUCGCACAUUUAAAAAACAAUAUUGUAUUAUUUAUAGUUUUAUCUGAUUAAUUUUAGUUCUUUAAAUAUUUUCACCCAGGAUUAUACAAUCUAUAUAGCAUUAAUUCUUAAGCACAACUGCUCUCGGAGAUGUCACAUAUAUAUCAGAAUAUAGCUUAUAUAUAUAUAUAUAUAUGUAUACACUCAUUUCAAGAUGGUUUUGAAUUUUAUUAUGCCUUACAGUAAGUAAUUUGCAAUUUAGAAGUCUGAAGCAAAAAUAUAUAUAAAGCUGAGCUUUUGUCCAUAUUUAACUUUGGGAAAAAAACAUUAACUUUAGGAAAAACGCCUUUUUUUACAAGUUAAUAUCUACCUGCUUUGGAGUAAAGGUGUUAUGUUUCUUUUUAUUUUUGCUUUUAUUACUUCAAAUAGUUUUCUGUUCUUGGAACAGGCAUGCACGUUUGUGUAACUAAUUUUGGCACUUGAAAUACGCCAUUUUCUCAUAUAAAUUUAAAAGGGGAUAACAAUGUGCCAUAUCAGUAAAUGAAGUCUUUCAUACCUUUAUGCCUUACACAGUUUCCUUCCCAUCUUCUGCAGGUUUUUUUAUGAACUUUGAUAUCUUGGUGUAGUCUCUUUGUUUUGUUUUUUGCAUCCUAUGAGCAGGAUCUUCUGCCUAUCCUAAUUACUUACUGUUUUUAUUACCGAGUGAAAACUUUUGCCUUGGUAUUUCUGAAAGCAGGAUUUAGAUUUUUUCCCUCCUCUUUAUUCAGCUUACCUACAAGCAUCACCUCUGUACUUAAUGCUUUGGGAAAAUGCUGUAAAUAAAGAAGGAUUACACUAAGUAUAUAUACUUGGUAAG
Molecule: messenger RNA, 4683 nt
Organism: Cuculus canorus (common cuckoo)
Lineage: Eukaryota; Metazoa; Chordata; Aves; Cuculiformes; Cuculidae
Gene: GPBP1
Product: GC-rich promoter binding protein 1
Exons: 14
Coding region: 1457-2872 (471 amino acids)
Biological process (GO): DNA-templated transcription; positive regulation of DNA-templated transcription
Cellular component (GO): nucleus
Molecular function (GO): RNA binding; DNA binding
Source: RefSeq, a predicted model, not a curated record